AAUGAAUUUGGAAGUGCAAGGAAAGGCUGAAUUCCAAAAGGAUAGCAUAAAGUUGUUGGAAAACCUGAAGAUGUGCAACCAGGAGAAUUUGCCUUUCUUUUUGUAAAAAAAAUAAUUGAAUCAAAUUUUAUUAUAUCUUUAAUUAUUAUAGAAGGCACAUGCAGAAGUAGAAAUAGACAAGGUGGAAUAUGAUGUGGGAUUUGCUCAACCGAGCGUAGAAUUACCCUUCAAGUUUGCUAUCUAUGGGAAAUUGCAAAGAUUUGCUGAACAAUAUUUGGAUGAUGGGAUUGAGUUGGCAAUCAAGGGGCCUGGUUUGAGCGUGGAGAUUAAUUUCAAUUACAAAGGGAGCAUCUUCUAAUUGAUUGACAAUGUUUUAAUUAUUAAACAAUGA
Messenger RNA from Paramecium octaurelia, 391 nucleotides. Lineage: Eukaryota; Ciliophora; Oligohymenophorea; Peniculida; Parameciidae. The record is from the annotation of a GenBank genome assembly.